CAAGAGCAUAGGCCGGGGUCAACAUCAAUUUCUUACCCAGGAACUGACAAUAUAACUAUUGCCCACAUUCCCAUUUGAUGAUUGAUGUGUUAGAUGAGGAGAAACAUAUCCUAUUGGUAAUGUCUGGGCUGGGGUAUUGUCCAAUUAUCUGCCCAGGGGACAGUCAAAAAUCAACCAGGGUUAUGACCCAGACCGCCCACAUCAUGGACACAGCAAGCUCCCAAUACACCACAGCAAGCUCCCCGUACAAAGUACAUCAAUGUUCUAAGUGUCCGGGGGACACAGCGUACCAUUGUGUAUCGUGUCCAUGUGAUCUGUGUCCCCAGUGUAAAGAGAACCAUGUAAAAGAUCUCCAAACAAUAGACCAUGAUGUUGUGUCACACCGUGAUAAAAUCAACUACAUCCCAACACAAGAGAUCUGUGUGAGACAUCCUCGCCAUGUUUAUACAAAGUACUGUGAGCCUUGUCAAGUUCCUGCCUGUAAUAAUUGCCAAACACAUAGAAAACACAAGAAGAUAAAUGUUAAAACAGCCUAUAAAACAAAGCGACAACAACACAGAGGAACCAUUCACACCAUCAGAAGUGAGGCUCUCUUUUACAGACCUGUUCUCCUGACAGGAAUCAAAGCUGAUGUCAAAACCUGUCACACAGAAUUCUCCCCCCUUCAAUCAGAGAUGUUAACAAAGGCCCAGAGACUGAAGGAUCUCAUUGACUAUGUGGUAUAUGAUCUAUUGAACAAUGUGUUAUGUUACUUUGAUUUCAAACACAGAUGUAAAAAACAAAAGAUAAAAAUGAUCAGACAUAUUGUCAGACUAAGGAGAUAUGAACACAGAUAUGUACAGCCAGCAUUCACAUUCAGUGCACUACAAUUCCUCUCCUUCACAAAGACAGCCCUCCCCCAGAUACAUCUUACACUCCACACCAGCCAGCUCUCCAUGACUGAGUCACUCAACAAGGAGGAUGUGAUGGAGUCACUGAGUGCAAUCCAAAUCACAGAGAGAGGAAACCGACGCGUAGGAAACCAGUGUCUGCUGAAACUGACGUCUGGUGCUGAGCUCCAUCAAUCUCUCACACUGACAGGUGUUGGUCGUUGUGAACACAUUUCCUGUGUGACAUCAGACCGGGUCUGGGUCAGUGAUUAUAACAAUCUCAUGUUGACAGACACAACAGGUGUCCCUCUACAUCGUGUGGAGGAUUCACGUAGUAAUUUAUUUGGAUUACACACAGUGAACAGUGAGAGUGAACUGAUUUAUAUAGAUAGGAAUUAUAACAUCAACAAACUGUCAAAGGAUAUGAAAACAACCACCACAUUUAUAGAGAGAACAGACUCUACAUGGGAACCAUACUGUGUGUACUGGUCCCCGUCCACUGGGGAUCUACUGGUCGCGAUGUAUAACAUUGAUACAAAGACAGGCAAGGUAACCCGGUACAACCAGAGUGGACAACUCACACAGACCAUACAGAACAACAAAACAGGACGGGGACUGUAUAGAUUACCUAUCUAUAUAACAGAGAACAACAAUGGGGAUGUCGUGGUGUCUGACUGGUGGUCUGGUGUAGUGGUGACAGAGCGUGGAGGAAGACAUCGUUUCUCCUACACAGGACCUCCAUCAGGAUCAGGACUAAUGCCAUAUGGAAUCUGUACUGACGCGCUGUCACACAUCCUGGUGUGUGAUGGUAGAACCAUCACAGUACAGAUGAUAAAUAAGGACGGUCAGUUCCUGUCACAUCUACUGACAAAAUCACAAGAGAUGGGUAAACCAUGUAGCCUGAGUUAUGAUGUCAACACUCACCGUCUCUGGGUCGGAUCACUGGACAACAACAAGGUGUGUGUCUACAGGUAUAUCACCAGACAGGACGCUCUGACAGAUGAACACAGACCCCGUCCUGAUGGAGACACCCGAUACACGACACAUCCUCACAACACAACUCAUCAACUAAACGAAAAUGAACACAGAGCCCGUCCUGAUGAGGACGCUAUGUCCAGCUCAACACCAGCCGUAUAAUGGAGAUAGCUGGGAUAUUGACAGACAAGCUGCUUUUUAAACGCCUUCAGGGGGAAACAGUAGAAAACCUUCCCGGAUUACCCAUAAUUCCAAUGGAGUUACAGAAGCCAAAUAAUUACUGGUCAUCAACGGACUUUGUGUUCUGUGCGUGAACUCUACAUAAACGUUUCAUGAAUGGACUCUGUAUCUGUGUAGGUGAACAAAAAUAACGCGUCAUCAAUGGACACUGUUGCUGUGUAUGUGAACUCUGCACAAAAAUAACGCGUCAUCAAUGGUCUCUGCGUUCUGUGUACAUGAAAUCUGCACAAAAAUAAUGUAUCUGUGUGCGUGAACUCUACAUAUAUAACGCGCCAUCGAUGGACUCUGUAUCCGUGUGCGUGAACUCUACAUAUAUAACGCAUCCUCAAUAGACUCUGUGUUCUGUGUACCUAAUCUCUUUAUGAAUAAGGCAUCAUCAAUGGACUCUGUCUUUUGUGUACGUGAACUCUACUGUAAUUUGUUAUCAUACGUUUUUUGUCAAUUUUAUCUAAGUGUAAAUUUUGUCAGUAUAUAUUAAUAUGUUUUACAUAUCUAAGCUCCUGAAAUUUCUGGUAUCAUUCGGUGCUAGGACGGAGAUGUCCAUUACAAUUGUAGCCAAUGUGUCACAUAUUGUUUUUUUUGUAAUUUUGAUUUUUACACAAGAAAUCUUGUAUGUUUUAAUAAACAUUAUAUUCAAAGGGGAAUAACUCAAAAUGUGUAUUUUUCAGUCAGGAUGAAAAAACAGUUAUUCCCCUUAGAUAAUUUUCAUAAGAUGAAGUUUUACUUAAAAAUGAGAAAUGAAUUUGAUGGUGUUUAUCCGUGACAGUUUUAUUGGUAGGAUUGAUCAUUUGGAAAGAAGUGAUCUGAUAAGCUUUUGAUAAGAAUUUGAUAAGUUUUCGAUGGUUUUUUUUUAUACAAUGUUAUGUAGUUUUAAUUUAAAUAUAUUAAUAGUUGAUGUUGGUUUUUAAUUCAUUAAGUUUGAGCUGUGUGUGUGUAACAAUUGGUGCAUCAUAUAUUGCUUGUUAUGCUCAGAAGGUCACAAUGACCCAAUUAGAAUCAUGGUAGUUUAUAGUGAAACUAUUUUAGAACUUAUCUAUUUAUUUGAAAAAAUAAACUAACUUGUGUUUUAGAAAUGAUGUACCAAUAAUUAUACCAGAAGUCAUAAACUCAUGUAUAUAUCAAUUUGAAAGUAGGUCAUGAUGACCUCAAUUUGUAUUUAGCAUGUUGUUAAUCCUAUGUGUUUGUUAAUGGUGUUUAAGCACAUUUCUCACACUCUGUAUCUCUGUUGAACAGAUAGAUAGGACAACUCAAGUUAAUGUCAUUUAUUUGGAGAAAUAUUGUACGCAAGUUUAAGCGAGAUGAUUUUUUGGUGUUUACCCACACAAUAAACCUGAUGAAAUACAUUUAUAACGUAUAUAUAUAGUAUUAUGUUUAUUUUUAUUGUGUUUACUCUUACCAUGAAAAACAUAAUACUUGUAUACAAAUGAUGUUUGGGGAAAUGUAGCGAGCUGUAGAUAAAAGUCAAUAAACUUGAAGUAACAUGUC
This is a messenger RNA of Magallana angulata, 3569 nucleotides long. RefSeq lists its product as uncharacterized. Gene Ontology annotation, biological process: positive regulation of DNA-templated transcription. NCBI's taxonomy places the organism in Eukaryota, Metazoa, Mollusca, Bivalvia, Ostreida, Ostreidae. Gene Ontology annotation, molecular function: zinc ion binding; ubiquitin-protein transferase activity. Gene Ontology annotation, cellular component: nucleoplasm; chromatin. The coding region runs from base 78 to 2006 and encodes 642 amino acids. The record is from RefSeq and is a predicted model, not a curated record. The transcript has 5 exons.